CCCAUAGACUGUUAAUUGCGGGCGAGGGAGAGACUCACAGUCGCUCUGCUUCUCCUAUCCCUCCGAUCCCUCCCUCUCUCUCUCUCUCUCUCUGGAGUCCUUUACUCUUCCAGCUUCGAUCUGUCUCCCUAGGGUUUCCGCCUUCGUCUUCCUCGCUCCGCAUCAGCUCCUCCGCUCCAAGUUCGUCGUCUCCAGCACGCAGGAAUGCCUCUCAGGCUUGACAUUAAGCGGAAGUUUGCGCAAAGAUCCGAGAGAGUGAAGUCUUUGGAUCUGCAUCCAACUGAACCAUGGAUCCUUGCAAGUCUUUACUCAGGAACUGUGUAUAUCUUGAACUACCAGUCACAGACCAUGGCAAAGUCAUUUGAAGUCUCUGAAUUGCCAGUUCGGUCAGCAAAAUUCGUAACGCGAAAGCAAUGGGUAGUUGCUGCAGCCGAUGACAUGUGUAUACGUGUUUACAAUUACAAUACCAUGGAUAAGGUUAAAGUCUUUGAAGCACACAGUGACUACAUUAGAUGUGUGGCUGUCCAUCCAACACUUCCAUAUGUUUUGUCAUCAUCUGAUGACAUGCUUAUCAAACUGUGGGAUUGGGAAAAGGGGUGGAUGUGUACUCAGAUAUUUGAAGGGCAUUCUCACUAUGUCAUGCAAGUGACAUUUAAUCCCAAAGACACCAACACUUUUGCAAGUGCUUCCCUUGAUCACACUGUUAAGAUUUGGAAUCUUGUCUCCCCUGACCCAAAUUUUACAUUGGAUGCCCACCUGAAAGGGGUCAAUUGUGUUGAUUACUUCACUGGUGGUGAUAAACCGUACUUAAUCACGGGAUCUGAUGAUCACACUGCAAAGGUAUGGGACUAUCAAACAAAAAGUUGUGUUCAGACACUUGAAGGACACACUCAUAAUGUAUCUGCAGUAUGCUUCCACCCUGAACUUCCAGUUAUAAUUACUGGUUCUGAGGAUGGAACUGUUAGAAUAUGGCAUUCAACCACUUACAGGCUUGAAAACACAUUGAAUUAUGGGCUGGAACGUGUUUGGGCUUUUGGGUAUAUGAAAGGAUCACGUCGGAUUGUUAUUGGUUAUGAUGAAGGAACCAUUUUGGUAAAAAUUGGUCGAGAGGUACCGGUUGCUAGCAUGGAUAGUAGUGGGAAAAUAAUCUGGGCCAAGCAUAAUGAAAUCCAAACUGUGAAUAUCAAAAGUGUGGGAUCAGAUUUUGAGAUUACAGAUGGAGAAAGAUUACCAUUGGCCGUGAAGGAGUUGGGAACCUGUGAUCUUUAUCCUCAAAAUUUGAAGCACAACCCCAAUGGAAGGUUUGUUGUUGUUUGUGGUGAUGGAGAGUACAUAAUAUACACAGCUCUAGCAUGGAGAAAUAGAUCCUUUGGCUCGGCAUUGGAGUUUGUCUGGUCAUCAGAUGGAGAAUAUGCUGUUAGGGAAACAACAUCAAAGAUCAAAAUUUUCAGCAAAACGUUCCAGGAAAAGAAGAAUAUCCGACCUACAUUUUCUGUUGAACACAUUUAUGGAGGGACACUAUUGGCAAUGUGUUCAAAUGACUUUGUAUGCUUCUAUGACUGGGGGGAAUGCAGAUUGAUUAGACGAAUUGAUGUCAAUGUUAAGAAUGUUUAUUGGGCUGAUAGCGGUGAUUUGGUGGCAAUUUCUAGUGAUUCAUCAUUCUACAUUCUAAAAUACGAUAGGGAUGUAGUCUCUUCUUAUUUUGACAGUGGAAGGCCAGUUGAUGAACUAGGUGUUGAGGAUGCUUUUGAGCUGCUUUUUGAGAUAAACGAGCGUGUCCGAACUGGAUUAUGGGUUGGCGACUGUUUCGUUUAUAAUAACUCCUCCUGGCGACUCAAUUACUGUGUUGGUGGUGAGGUGACCACAAUGUUUCAUCUGGACCGGCCCAUGUACUUGUUAGGAUAUCUUGCCAAUCAAAGUCGUCUUUUUCUUAUUGAUAAAGAGUUCAAUGUCAUGGGAUACUCCUUGCUUCUCAGCUUGAUUGAGUACAAAACACUUGUUAUGCGUGGAGAAUUAGAGCGUGCCAAACAAAUUUUUCCAACAAUUCCCCAAGAGCAACAUAACAGUGUGGCUCGGUUUUUGGAAUCUCGAGGGAUGUUGGAGGAUGCACUGGAAGUGGCUACAGAUCCUGACUACAAAUUUGAUCUUGCCAUACAGCUGGGUAAUCUGGAGAUUGCAAAGGAAAUUGCUACUAAAGCAGAGAGUGAAUCCAAAUGGAAGCAGCUGGGAGAUUUAGCUAUGUCCUCUGGGAAGUUAGAACUUGCUGAAGAUUGCCUAUUAUAUGGAAUGGACUUUUCUGGCUUGCUACUCCUGUAUUCUUCUCUUGGAGAUGCUGAAGGAAUAUCAAAACUUGCUUCAAUUGCUAAAGAGCAGGGAAAGAAUAAUGUUGCAUUCCUUUGUUUGUUCUUGCUGGGUAAAUUGGAAGAAUGCAUCCAGCUGUUGCUAGAUAGUGAGCGGAUACCUGAAGCAGCUUUGAUGGCACGAUCUUACCUACCCAGCAAGGUGUCAGAGAUAGUUUCAAUUUGGAGAAAUGACCUGAACAAGGUUAAUAAAAGAGCUGCAGAAUCUUUGGCAGAUCCCCAAGAAUAUCCUAAUUUGUUUGAGGACUGGCAGAUUUCUCUUUCCCUUGAGUCUAAACGCACUGAAAAUAGUGGCAAUUAUCAACCAGCUGAGCAGUACCCAGUCUAUGCUUCUGAGAAGCCAGCCAGCAGUCUUGUUGAAUUGUUCAAAAGCAUGCACAUUGAUGAAGAAGAAGCCGCCCCAGUUGAAAAUGGAGAUCUGGAUCAUGAGGAGUUAGAGGAGAAUGGAGAAGAUCAAGGUGAAGUACAUACCAUUGAGGAGGACUCAGACUCCAUGAAUGGUGUUGUUCUUGUGAAUGGCACCCAGGAGGAAGAGUAGCCUACAAAUGCUGAGAGAAGUUCAUCAACAUAAAAUCAAUCUUCAUGAUGACUUGUAAAACGUUCCAAUGUACAACCUGGAAAGGUUCCCUUGUAGUUUCCAUUAGGAUAGUUAUAUUCUUGUGAUACUUUACAAUUUAUAUAUUACAACACAGUGACACACCUUAUAUUAGGUUGCCAGAAAGAGACCCAUCCAGGGGCCCCGUGGCUGCGGGUGGCCUUUGAUUUUGUAGCUAAAUGAAAUCUUUAUCUUGAUCACAUGUAACAUAUACAAUGAUGUGGUGUUGGGCAUUAGAAAAGGAAAAAAAAAUGUUUCGUUUUUGUUUUUCGGUGGAAAUAAACGUUUGUUAAUGACAAUGUUAAUCCCAUUUGAUAUAAAUUUGUUCCCUUCUUUGUGUGCUUA
Messenger RNA from Rosa chinensis, 3300 nucleotides. RefSeq names its product coatomer subunit beta'-3. The transcript has 25 exons. Gene Ontology annotation, molecular function: protein binding; structural molecule activity. Gene Ontology annotation, biological process: intracellular protein transport; endoplasmic reticulum to Golgi vesicle-mediated transport; intra-Golgi vesicle-mediated transport. Lineage: Eukaryota; Viridiplantae; Streptophyta; Magnoliopsida; Rosales; Rosaceae. The record is from RefSeq and is a predicted model, not a curated record. Gene Ontology annotation, cellular component: COPI vesicle coat. The coding region runs from base 205 to 2898 and encodes 897 amino acids.